AAGGAAUCUUUAGAGGUCAUGUUCGUCCAGCCCCCCAUUUCCGGUUUUCUUUUUUGAUUGGUGAGGAGGCUGAAAAUUAAAAGAGCGCCUCAAGCGAGCAGAUAUAUGAGGUGGAUUUGGAACUUUGACGCUCCUUGCCCCUCGCUGCCCUUGAGGACUCGCCGACGCGUCUCGGGGCCCCGAACUGGGGAGGACACGAAGCGCCAGGACGCUGGGAUGGAGAGACCUACGAAGGCCCGUUGGAGAAGAGCGUGGGAGAGCCUAGUCCCUUUUCCAAAAGUCCUCGCUGAAGAAAGUGCCGCGGCAACUGACUCGAGCCCUUCCUAUGAGAAGAGCCUACCCCCUCACAUUAAAGGCCCACUUUACCCAGAGUCAGGAUGGGACCGCCUGAAGGAGCUCUUUGUCAGAGAUGAACACCUGCCAGUUCCACAGGAAAUUGAAUAUAUUUACAAAGCAGCAGCUUCAGGAGCAGUUGUUGGCUGGAUAUAUGGUGGCAUACCUGCUUUUCGUCAUGCCAAACAACGUUAUAUUUCUCAGAGCCAUGCAGAGAUUUAUUCUAGCCAGUUUGAUGCUAUGCAAUCUGCCCAUAGAGCUGCCAUCCGAGGAUUUAUCCGGUAUGGCUGGAGAUGGGGUUGGAGAACAGCCGUCUUUGUGACUAUAUUUAACACAGUGAGUGUUGGUCUGAAUGUAUACCGAAAUAAAAAUGCCAUGAGCCAUUUUGUUGUUGCCGGAGCUGCUACAGGAAGUCUUUUCAGAAUGCAUUUGGGUUUGACUAGUCUGGUGGCUGGUGGUUUAUUUGGAGCCAUUCUGGGUGCUCCUUUUGGACUCAUGUUCAUGAUCAUACAGAAGUUUCAAGGGGAGACUGUUUGGGACAGAAAACAGAAGGAGCGAAAAGAGAUCUACGAGUUCAAGCUGAGUGAGUGGAAGGCCAGGCUACGUGUUACUGAUGCUGUCACUGAAGAGUUUCAGCGUAACUUAGGGGAAAAUCAAUCAGAAAUAGACGUGGAAAGAAUUGAAGAGCUGUUAAAUCUUCCUAGAAACCCUUCUUUAACAACAGAUAGUAAAGAUAGGGACUAGUUUGAUUCUAGAUAUAGGAGAUAUUUAAUGAGAUUUUUUUUUUUUUUUUUUAAGAAAGCUGGAUGAACCCCUGGCCAUGCCCCUAAAGUUUUAAUCAUGAGUGGUGUUGUAUUAUUACAUAAAGUAAACAGUGUUGGGCGGACUCAUCAAAAGUUUGGCUGCUGGAGAUGCUAUCUGUUUAUGUUUUUGUUUUCCCUAAAUUUGAGUUUAUUUACAUAGUAUUUUUUCUUUAUAUGUGAGAAAAUGUUUCCCAUAAGACUUCCUUGGGUAGUAGUAGAGUUUUAUGUCUUUGUCACUAAUGCCAUUCUUUUUUGUUUUGUUUUGGUUUUUGUUUUUGCUGAGGUAAUUGGGGUUAAGUGAGUUGUCCAGAGUUACACAGCUAGGAAAUGUUAAAUGUCUGAGAUCACAUUUGAACUCGGGUCCUCCUGACUUCAGGGCUGGUGCUCUAUCCAGUGCACCACUUAGCUGCCCCUAAUACCAUUCUUCUAAAAGGAGAGGAUGAGAAGAAGGCACCAAAAGAAGAAAACAAGUAGGCCAAAAGCAUGUGGGAAGUCAUUGUGCUGUCAAUUACUUUAAAACUAGUACAAUUUGAAUAUAUAUUUUUUUAAAUUAAAAAAUGGGUUUACUUCAAUA
Messenger RNA from Sarcophilus harrisii (Tasmanian devil), 1710 nucleotides. RefSeq names its product translocase of inner mitochondrial membrane domain containing 1 (gene TIMMDC1). The coding region runs from base 106 to 1077 and encodes 323 amino acids. The record is from RefSeq and is a predicted model, not a curated record. Gene Ontology annotation, cellular component: mitochondrion. The transcript is spliced from 8 exons. NCBI's taxonomy places the organism in Eukaryota, Metazoa, Chordata, Mammalia, Dasyuromorphia, Dasyuridae.